Molecule: messenger RNA, 1153 nt
Organism: Dioscorea cayenensis subsp. rotundata (Guinea yam)
Lineage: Eukaryota; Viridiplantae; Streptophyta; Magnoliopsida; Dioscoreales; Dioscoreaceae
Product: shikimate kinase 3, chloroplastic-like
Exons: 10
Coding region: 134-1039 (301 amino acids)
Cellular component (GO): chloroplast
Molecular function (GO): shikimate kinase activity
Source: RefSeq, a predicted model, not a curated record
CUCCCCUUCUCGUUCGCAGCUUCGUUUAGACUCGCCAUUAAAGGACCUUGAUUUCGAGGAGGAAAUCUAGGGUUAGGGCUUGCUCUUCGAUGAGGGGUUUGUAGAUCUUGAUCGGAGGAGAAGGCCACGAGGGAUGGAGGUGACCGUUGGACUGAGUUCGAGAUCGAUUGGGCUUCAGAGGAGGGAAUGGGAUUUCUCUCGGUGUUUAGUGGAGAGGAAGAGAGUUCCGGCGCUCAGCUUGAGCGUUCGGAGUUGGAAUGGAGCUCCGAUUCGGAUGAACAACGAUUACACCCACCCCAAGCAUAAGGUUUAUUGUUCUACUAAGAGGACCGGAGCUGGAGCUUCAGGGUCUGAGGAUUUUCAUAACUCUGUUGAUGAAGCCCUCAUCUUAAAGAGAAAAUCAGAAGACGUUGCUCCAUAUUUAUGUGGACGGUGUUUAUAUCUAGUUGGAAUGAUGGGUUCUGGGAAGACCACAGUCGGAAAGAUCUUAUCAGAAGUCUUAGGCUAUUCUUUUUUUGACAGUGAUAAGCUUGUGGAGCAGGCUGUUGGAAUGUCUUCUGUUGCUCAGAUCUUUAAAGAACACAGUGAGGCUUUCUUCCGGGACAAUGAGAGUGAAGUAUUAAAAGACUUAUCAUCAAUGCGUCGGUUGGUUGUUGCAACAGGAGGUGGUGCUGUAAUCCGUCCAAUCAACUGGCGAUACAUGAAACAGGGGAUCACAGUUUGGUUAGAUGUGCCUCUUGAAGCUCUAGCUAAACGAAUUGCUGCUGUAGGAACUGAUUCUCGCCCUCUUUUACAUGAAGAGCCUGGUGACCCUUACACAAAAGCAUUUACACGGCUCACCACUCUCGCUGAACAAAGGGGAGAAGCUUAUGCUAAUGCUGAUGCUAGAGUUUGCUUAGAAAUGAUUGCAUCAAAACAAGGUCACAGUGAUGUUUGUACACUGACACCAAUUGCCAUUGCCAUUGAGGCUCUUAUCAAAAUUGAAGCCUUUCUAAAUGAGAAAGCACCAAUUACAAAGCGUGCAUUUCUUCAGGGUUGAAGCAUCAACCUGAAGAAAUGAAUAUAUAUAUAUAUAUAUAUACAUCCUUGGCAAUGUAUUGGAUCCUUAUAUUGUUCACAGUACCAAUCCAAUGUAUUUGUUCAUUCAGAUUUA